This is a messenger RNA of Microplitis demolitor, 3756 nucleotides long. Its product is annotated as protein tramtrack, beta isoform. Gene Ontology annotation, molecular function: DNA binding; protein binding. Gene Ontology annotation, biological process: regulation of transcription by RNA polymerase II. The record is from RefSeq and is a predicted model, not a curated record. The transcript has 4 exons. Gene Ontology annotation, cellular component: nucleus. The coding region runs from base 711 to 2444 and encodes 577 amino acids. NCBI's taxonomy places the organism in Eukaryota, Metazoa, Arthropoda, Insecta, Hymenoptera, Braconidae.
UAACUUUACUAUCAUAUUUUAAAUUCAUAAAUUGUCUGCUACAUUCAGUCUUAAUUAAAAAGUAGAAAAAAAUUAUUGAAUUAUUGGCAACAAGGAUAAGAUUUUUAGUGAGUGUAGGGUUGAAUUAUGGGGGUUGAUUAUGUAAGGAAAGAAAAUAAAUAAGAGAUAUUUUAUAAUAUUAUAAUAUGUCAUUAUAAAGAUUUUUUAUAUCUGAGUGUACAGUAGUGAGCUCGCGAUGUUGAUAAUAAUAGGAUAUAUAUAGUAGACAAAAUGAAAUAUUUCGGUAAAACGAAGUAUGUAAUGAGUGCGACUGCGCGUAUUUACUCCCUCUACUUGUUUUUAUCUUGUUUUGUUGCUUUAGUUAAUUAAAUUAUUGAUAAUAUUUAUUACAUUAAUUUUAAUGAAGUAUCAAAGGUUUUAUAAUAUUAUUUUAUAAAUUUGUCUGUUGAAAAUAAAUGUAAAAAGUAAACAACCGGUUUCGUACAAGACCCUUUCGAUAUAAUUUAUUUCAGGUCAAUUGACCUUAGUAUUGAAGAAAUGAAACGGUCUUUGGUUAGUAGAUAAAAAAAAAUAUAAAAAAUUUAAUCUUUAGGAAUCAGUCAUUGGGACGGAGUAAUAAAAUCCAGUAGAGUUUAAGCUGAGUAAUAAUUAUUUUAAAAAUAACACAAGUUGAUUAUUAUCCAUAACAAUCUGCUGGGGAAAUAAUUGUAAUGGCAUCCAGUGGUGGAUUAUUCGUAAGUGGAACAACUCCUGCUACAAAACUUGGCUCUCGUUAUCUCAGUUUGAGUGAUCAAUUAUCAAAACGUCUGUUACAAGAUAAAUUGGAGAGUUCUAUGAAAUUCGAAGUUGAUGACGAGGAUGAUGAGGACGAUGACAAUGAUGGUGAUGAUGAAUCUUAUUUAAAUGAAUCAAAACCAUUAUCUACUGCAAUAAAUCAACAACCAGCUACCAGAGUACGUUCACACGCCCGGAGUCUCAGAGCGAUGGCCAAUCCAAGUGCUGUUUGGGCACAUUUUGAUUUGUGCGUUGAAGAUCCACUUCGUGCCCAAUGCCGCAUCUGUGGAUCUGUUGUCGUACGAGGUGGUGCUAAUCCUCGUCAAUGCGGUACGACCAAUCUUCAUCGACAUCUAAGGGUCCAUCAUGGUGGUAGACUUAUAGGCAGACGAUAUCAUGUGUUACAAUCUCACACCCAAGGAAUUCCGACCCAACCAAAACCAGUGAGAUUAGCACAACAAUCUGCAAUCCGUCAACAAGCAAAAAAUAGUCUACGUACAAAAAGUUAUCAAUCCCAACAACAACAACAUGAACAACAGCAAAAGACUGUUGUUUUAAAAACAAUUCCGUUGAAAGUAAAACAAGUUUCAUCAGCUGGUACUGGUAAGACGUCAUCAAAGUCACAGCCAGCUGCUAGAAUACCUCAAAAUACUACUUACCCUCAACAACCCACUGAGGUUUGUUUAAGGUGGAAUAGUUACCACAGUAACAUGCAGAAUAGUUUUCCAUCACUUUUGGAUUCUGAAGAAUUUGUUGAUGUAACUCUUGCCUGUGAAGGACGUUCACUAAAGUGCCAUAAAAUGAUAUUAUCAUCUUGCAGUGAUUAUCUCGCAGCUUUGUUACGUGAAAAUCCAUGUCAGCAUCCAAUUAUUUUGAUGAAAGAUUUAAAGUUUUGGGAAGUUGAAGCACUUGUUAAAUUUAUGUAUCGAGGAGAAGUUAAUGUUGCUCAUGACAAACUUCCUCAAUUAUUAAAUGCCGCAGAAGCACUUCAAGUUAAAGGUCUUGCUGGACCUUGUCCAUCGCAGAAUCAAAAACCACCAAAUCUUGUACCUCAACCUAAGAAAACACAAUCAACACCGCCUCAGGUAUCAAAGCCUACACCGGAAACCAAAGAAUCUAAAACCUCAGCAUCAAUACCCUCAUUAACUAGUCCAAAACGCGUGCCAAAACGUCCACAUCCACAUCCAGAAUCUAAAGAUGUAAUUAAACCACUUACUAAAAUUCGUCUUCAAAGAACAACAUCUACCUCAUCACCGCCAGCAGUCAAACUAGAACCACUUGAUAUUCCUCUAAGUCCAACAGAUAUGUUUCCUGAUAACAACGAUGACAGUUCAAUAACAAAUUAUGAACAUUUGAUGAGUAUGCAUGAAGAUGUCCCCGGUAGAGAUGAACCACUGGAUAAUACUGAUGGUGAUAUUGAAUUUUGUUCAUUAUCUGGACCAUCGGAUCUCAAUGACGGCGAUGAAAACAUGGAAUUUGUACCAACAGAUUUUUUAGAUCAAGAACAAGAUAUUGUUGAAGACGCUGAUGGUGAUUGCAGUAAGAGUAGUAAUGAAGAAACAAGUGCCAAGGAUAUCGAACUUAAAGAAGUGGAUGAUGAAAUAGAGGACAGAGAAGACGGCGUUAAGAAUUAUGAUGAUGGUCAUGGAUGUAAAGCUGAAAUAACGUGAAACUUUUGUUGAUAUAAUAAUUAAUAUAAGACUUUUUUUUAUUUAUAUUUAUUCGAGAGGUACAAAUUAACGCGUUAGUUUUUUCAGUUUUGCUUUCUUUUUUUUUAAUAAAAUAUAUAUAAGUAAAUAACUCUUUAUAGCAUUUUUUUAAUUCGUGUAUACUAAUGAUUGAUUUCAAAUACUACACUGUAAAAAAACCGGGGUAAGUCCAGGCGGUAUAGGUGUUAACAUUAUCGUAGUAAAUAUUCUUUCCGGUGUUGAAAAUAUUUUAUUUUGUGAAUAUUUUUAUUUACUCGAUCACUACAGUUAGACAGUUUUUUUUAUUAAUUAAUUAAAUUAUUGGUGAUUGAAAUGGUGGGAACAAAAUUGUGUAAUUUUUAAAUAAAUGACGUAUAACAUACUUAUUUAAAUUACAUAGCAAAAUUUGAAUUUCCUGCAAAUAAUAUUCAUUCAAUUAUUAUUAUAUUAUUUUAUAAGUAAUACAUUUUUUUUUCUAAUUUCAGUACGUAGAAUUUUGUUUACACCGAUUUAACACCACUUACACCGGAAGUAUUUCAUUUUAACUCGUAAUGUUAAAUUGAGUCUAUUUUUAACAACGCUCUUUUUGCAGUGUAUAGUUAGUUUAUCUAUUUUUUUUCUUGUAAUAAAUUAUAAAAAUAUUUGGAAUUUUUUUUCAUUUAUUUAAAUAUGAUUUACAUUUGUUAAUUGAAAAUUUUUGAAACGAAUUCAAAUACUAUAUUUUUAAAAUAUAUUUAAAUAGCAUAUUAUCUGAAUUAAUUAACGGUAAUCAAUUUUUUAUGCUUUAAGGAGUUAUAAUUAUAUACUUGUUGCCAUAAUUAUUAUCGAUUUAGAUUAUUACUCAAUCGAAUUGCUUUUGUGAUAAUGUUUUUUUUUUAAAGAUAGUCACAUUUCCAAAUACUGAACAUUUUAUAACCAUUCAAAGGUUUAUAAUUUAAUUAUUGCUUAACUUUUUUUCUUAUAAAGAAUCAUCUCAGGAUCAUUAUAAAUAUACUCACAAAAACAAAAGUAAAUUAAACUUUAAAGAAAACAAUGAGACCACCUGUAAUUUGAAAAAGAUUUUAUUUUUAACAUGAUUAUGAGUGAUGUGUGUGUAUAAAAAUUAUUAUAUUAAUUAUUAAGAAUAAAUGUAUGAAUAAUUAUUAAUAAGUAAUUCUUUAUGAAAAAAUUAUUAUAAAUUUAAAAGUAAUUUAGAGUAUAAAAUUUUAACUUUAUUCACUUGAUAAAUUUGAUAUAAAAUGAUUCAAUAUCUUUAUAAAAAUUAAAAAUACGAAAUAUAGGUAAAUUAAAAGAC